CCUUGGCCUUCGUGUCGCUGCUCCAGCUUGUAAUUAUCUUGGCCACAAGUGGCCGCCCGGCUUUGUUCUGCAGUUAGCUGCUCCUUCCUCAGUCCUUCUGAGUUCCUGAGUCACUCUCAAGCCCCAGUGUGCACAUCCAGACUGGGAUGGCUGAUAAACAGUAAAGAAGCAUCAUGAAAGAGUCAAGGGGAAGGAAGCGAAGAUGAUCUGGUCCAGCAGCCCUCACCUGUUGUCCUUAGACAUAAGGUCUCAUAGUGGACCCUCCCUUCCAGGACCAUCCCCUUCUAACCUUCCUCCAAGAGCUCAGAUGUGAUAAGGCCGUGGCUCCCCAUCCGGGUCGGAGCCGCUGUGAUAGCUUCCUGGCUUCUCCAUCGACAGAGCCAUAGGACUUCCCACCCAGAAUCUUCAGGUAAAUGAGAUCAUGAUUCUGGAAGGAAGUGGUGUAAUGAAUCUCAACCCGGCCAACAACCUCCUUCACCAGCAGCCAGCCUGGAUGGACAGCUACCCCACAUGCAAUGUUUCCAGCGGUUUUUUUGGAGGCCAGUGGCAUGAAAUCCACCCUCAGUACUGGACCAAAUACCAGGUGUGGGAAUGGCUGCAGCACCUCCUGGACACCAACCAGCUGGAUGCCAGCUGCAUCCCUUUCCAGGAGUUUGACAUCAGCGGAGAGCACCUGUGCAGCAUGAGUCUGCAGGAGUUCACAAGGGCGGCAGGCUCGGCUGGACAGCUGCUCUACAGCAACCUGCAGCAUCUCAAAUGGAACGGCCAGUGCAGCAGUGACCUUUUCCAGUCCACACACAAUGUCAUUGUCAAGACUGAACAAACUGAUCCUUCCAUCAUGAACACAUGGAAAGAAGAGAGCUAUCUCUAUGAUCCCAGCUAUGGUAGCACAGUAGAUCUGUUGGACAGUAAAACUUUCUGCCGGGCCCAGAUCUCCAUGACAACCUCCAGUCACCUUCCAGUUGCAGAGUCACCUGACAUGAAAAAGGAGCAAGACCACCCUGUAAAGCCUCACACCAAAAAGCACAACCCAAGAGGGACUCACUUGUGGGAGUUCAUCCGAGACAUUCUCCUGAACCCAGACAAGAACCCAGGGCUCAUCAAAUGGGAAGACCGUUCAGAAGGCAUCUUCAGGUUCCUGAAGUCAGAGGCUGUGGCUCAGCUGUGGGGGAAAAAGAAAAAUAACAGUAGUAUGACCUACGAGAAACUCAGCCGGGCCAUGAGAUAUUACUACAAGCGAGAAAUCCUGGAACGUGUGGAUGGGCGGCGGCUGGUCUAUAAGUUUGGGAAGAACGCUCGCGGAUGGAGAGAAGGUGAGAACUGAGGCUGCCAACCCUUGGGACACAAACCAAAGCACACAGCGAAUGGAUUAUGAUUAAUGAAGAGCUGGACGUAAAUAUUUCAAAGACUACUUUUCUGUGCUAUUUAUGUACCAUGAAGGGACAAGAACAAUCGGCUUCUGAUGGGAAGAAUGGACACUACAGUUGAUAAAAAAAAAAAAAAAAUUAUUUUGUUACUUUGAAGUAUGUCCUAUGUGGGGAACAAAUGUACACAGUUUUCUGUGAACUAUGAAGCUGUACGUGGUGUGAUUUGCUGUCGCCUCUGUUGUGAUGUUAUUUUCUACCCCGAGAACAACAGGGCCUGUAGCCUUGUGCUUCUUGUUAAAAGGAAGGGAUAAGAAAUGAGGGCAUUAAAUGUUUUCAUAUGCAAAAUGACUUAGAAAAAAACAGGUGAUGUGCUCUCUGCACACAAGCACCCAUGUGACCUCCUCUAGAGAAAUGAAAUUGGUUGACAGGACAAUGUUCAGGGUAUCAGAUUGAUGGGAACAACCCAAAGGAUGCUGGCAAGUUUAAUUUGACUUAAGAGAUAGAGAAA
This is a messenger RNA of Acomys russatus (golden spiny mouse), 1875 nucleotides long. RefSeq names its product ETS homologous factor (gene Ehf). The transcript has 11 exons. The coding region runs from base 422 to 1324 and encodes 300 amino acids. Gene Ontology annotation, molecular function: DNA-binding transcription factor activity, RNA polymerase II-specific; sequence-specific DNA binding. The record is from RefSeq and is a predicted model, not a curated record. Gene Ontology annotation, cellular component: nucleus. NCBI's taxonomy places the organism in Eukaryota, Metazoa, Chordata, Mammalia, Rodentia, Muridae. Gene Ontology annotation, biological process: regulation of transcription by RNA polymerase II; cell differentiation.